AUGUACAGGGAUCUAGAUGAAGGCAGUGCGUACCUGGGCUGUGUGGUCUGGUGCGAGGCGCGGGAGAAGAAAAGUGAGCGGGCGGAGGCACAGGAAGAAAAAACCACGUCCCAGGCUUCCCUGGUUUUAUCCCGGCACGACAAACUCCUCCACCACACGAAAAGAACUUCUUCAACCAAGAACGCCACGAAUCUCAGCCUGGUGGCGAUCUGCAACAGCGAGCCCACGUCGAAGAGCAUCAUCGCUGGUGCGAUCAAGGCGGUGGUGUUCGGUGUCGAUCCGACCAGCGCCACGAGCGACCCCUUCGGCAGCGGGUAUGGCCGGUGCUACAGCGUGGCCCUCUCGGGAGCCGAGCUCUGCCUGGCCUACUACAUGGAUGCGCUCGACCGCCCGACCUACGCCUUCUACCACAAGCUCGAUGCGCUGUUUGAGCUCUCCGUCGCCAAGGCCCUGCACACGGGCAAGCUCAAGCUCGAGGCCCUCGGGCAGCGCCUCCGUUCGAAGGGCCUCGCCGUCGAUGUCGUCAUCGACUGCGCGCUUCAAGUCGUCGCGUCGGCCCACCAGAAGUGCGAGCUCGUGACGUGGAGGCUGAUGGAGGGCAAGGCCUACACUCUGAAGCUCGACGACGCUGGCACGCUCGCGUUCACCAUCAACAUGGACGACUACUGA
This is a messenger RNA of Acanthamoeba castellanii str. Neff, 669 nucleotides long. RefSeq lists its product as uncharacterized. Lineage: Eukaryota; Discosea; Longamoebia; Acanthamoebidae. The record is from RefSeq and is a predicted model, not a curated record. The coding region runs from base 1 to 669 and encodes 222 amino acids. The transcript is spliced from 4 exons.